AUGGCCGAAGCCGACGCCUUAAUCGUUGCGGCACUACAACAAAGUGACAUCGUACCAGCCUGUGCUCGAGAAUCUGCGUCCUGGACGGUAUCCGAUCUCACGUCGGACGAGUUCCUCGCGCUCAUGCACAAGUGUCUGACACAAUUAAAGAAAGCUAACAAUGGUGCGCGUUUCACGCUUCCGUCUAUCGAUGCAGUAGCUCCGACGGCCGUCGCGGCGAAACAUCGCGUUGGGCUGACAAUUGCCAAUAUUCUCAAGGAACUAGGGUAUGGCGGAGACUGCAGCUAUCACCACUUUUUGUAUCCAAGUGCGAAAGAGACGAGGAAGAUUUUAACGUGGAUCGUGAGCAAGCUACCGAAGACCGAGCACGAGGAUGUCAAAGAGGAAGAUAUGAAGCAAGGACAUGCCUCAGAAAGCAUGGGAAGAAGGACGGGAGACUGGCAAGAAGGGUCGGUGGUCGGACGUGAGUCAUUACGUGAUAUUUUCAGUAAAUGGAAGCGAGAAAAGACGCUUUAUAUGCUGCCACAUCAGCACGUGGAGGGACUGCGAGGGUUUCAACGACUGCCUUUACAGACAUCUCCGCUGGAAUUGCCGUGGAACCGAUCGACGAAAUCGACACAGAAGUUGUUUGAAGGUUUUCCGCGUGACUCGGUAAAAGUGACGUCACUUUUGGAGGCUCUUGCGGUAGAAAAGUGUAAGACGACGAUCCGUCUUCGGGACGAUGAACUCGAGGACGAGGGCGAGACAGAAAGAAUGGAUCUUGAGAUAAGCCAGGAACAGGCUGGAGCUGCUCAGAGAAGUGCGGGGGAUAGCGGUUGUCUUGCCUGGCAAGAGACUAGUGUAAGGAGCGGCGGAGAUGGUUUAACUCCACCGCAAACAAUCAUUGGCAUUGAGCUUCCGGACGUGCCGAUCUCCUUCAACGUUUCAGCACCGGAACCUGAUGGUGUAUGUACCAGAGUGAGCAGCGCGUUCGAAUCAGGGGAGCUGAAUAGCGUUGACACGAGUCAAGGGCGACAAGGGACUUCUGCCGAUCCGGUGGAAAACAACGAAGAGCAGCUUCUUGGAGAUACCGAAAAACUCGUCAAUGACACGAAGCACCGCCUUGCUGCAAUGCAGAAAGUGUUGCGUCGUAAACGCGAUGAGCUGCACCAGAUCGAGCAGCACAUUCUUGAGACGAAAACUAGGGGGCAGGAGAUGCAGAGAAAACUUGCACGAAAAAAGCAGCUACUGGCGUUGCUUCCAGAUGCAUCGACAAAAGUAGCGAAGCUCGAGUCGAUUUGCAAAAGAAACGCAGAAAAGAAGGAGGAAGCAGCACAGCAAAUGGAAGUUGCUCGUCAACCUUUGCUGAAGGAAUACAACGAGUUGAAAGACCAUGUCGCGAGCGAAAAGGCUCGACGCCGACAACUUGUUCGCGAGAUGAAGACGUUCCAAACUGACAUGCAGACAUUUAAUGGCAUCAUUCACUCAAAGGCGGAAACAUUCCAAACAUUAGAAAAGGCUCAUGAGCGACAGAUGGCGAAGCACGGCACAAAGGAAGACGGCGGUGGUGGGGCCAUGACGCGGAGCGUCUAUACGUCACGCAUCAUGGACAUCAUCAAGCAGGUUCACAAGCAAAAGCAGGAUAUCGCAAAGGUUUUGGCCGAUAUCAAGACGCUACAACAGCAGGUGGAGGCUGCGUCAGCGACGAAAAAGCGAGUGGCAGCUGCGGCUGAAGAAAACAUAUACAGCGCAACCAGCAAAAGCAAAAGCGCCAAGAGCUCGAAGGCUGACGCAUACAUAGAGUGUUACCGCAAGUUCGCAAAAGUGCGCGAGUUGUUCAACGAGCUCAUUGUCGCUGUGGGCGACGUUAGCGAAAAAGAGAACGCGGCUCGCGAUCUGCAAAAUUGGAUCUCUCAGCUGGAGGCCCGUGAGAGCAGCAAACACUUGGACAAGGUGCUUGCGGAUCUGGAGAGCGUGCGAGUAGAAAACGUCACGUUACAAAACGAGUUGCGAGCACAUAAGGGCUCGUAG
Hyaloperonospora brassicae is the source of this 2010-nucleotide messenger RNA. NCBI's taxonomy places the organism in Eukaryota, Oomycota, Peronosporomycetes, Peronosporales, Peronosporaceae. The record is from the annotation of a GenBank genome assembly.